CUACUGAGGAGAAGGAGCAGCUGCAGCCACAGCCCAGCCCCAGCCAGCCCGGUGCUGAGGUGAGGAGGGGACACCCCAGCCCUGCUCCAACCCUGUCCCGCUUUGCCUGCCAAGGCCAGGGUCUCCACGGCCCUGUUGUUGGCUGAGGUGCCCUGCAGCCCUGCAUCUGUCUCUGAGCCUGGCCCCAGGUGCCGAGUGGCUGCUCAGGGCGGCAUGGAGUCCCUCUUCCCUGCCCCGUUCUGGGAGGUCCUCUACGGCAGCCACCUGCAGGGCAACCUGUCCUUCCUGAGCACCAACCACAGCCUGCUGCCCCCACACCUGCUGCUCAACACCAGCCACGGUGCCUUCCUGCCCCUUGGGCUCAAGGUGACCAUCGUGGGGCUCUACCUGGCUGUGUGCGCGGGAGGAUUGCUGGGGAACUGCCUCGUCAUGUACGUCAUCCUCAGACACACGAAGAUGAAGACGGCCACCAACAUUUACAUCUUCAACCUGGCCCUGGCAGACGCGCUGGUCCUGCUGACACUGCCCUUCCAGGGCACGGACAUCCUCCUGGGCUUCUGGCCUUUCGGGAAUGCCCUGUGCAAGACCGUCAUCGCCAUUGACUACUACAACAUGUUCACCAGCACCCUCACCCUGACGGCCAUGAGCGUGGACCGCUAUGUGGCCAUCUGCCACCCCAUCCGUGCCCUUGAUGUCCGCACGUCCAGCAAGGCCCAGGCUGUCAACGUGGCCAUCUGGGUGCUGGCUUCCAUCGUUGGCAUUCCUGUGGCCAUCAUGGGCUCAGCCCAGGCUGAGGAGGAAGAGAUCGAGUGUCUGGUGGAGAUUCCCGCCCCGCAGGACUACUGGGGCCCCGUGUUUGCCGUCUGCAUCUUCCUCUUCUCCUUCGUCGUGCCCGUGCUCAUCAUCUCCGUCUGCUACAGCCUCAUGGUCCGGCGGCUGCGCAGCGUCCGCCUGCUCUCGGGCUCCUGCGAGAAGGAUCGGAACCUGCGGCGCAUCACGCGGCUGGUGCUCGUGGUGGUGGCCGUGUUCGUGGGCUGCUGGACGCCCGUGCAGGUCUUCGUGCUGGUCCAGGGGCUGGGCUUCCAGCCGGGCAGUGAGGCCGCCGUGGCCGUGCUGCGCUUCUGCACGGCGCUCGGCUACGUCAACAGCUGCCUCAACCCAGUCCUCUACGCCUUCCUGGACGAGAACUUCAAGGCCUGCUUCCGCAGGUUCUGCUGCGCGUCUGCCCUGCGUCAGGAGGGGCAGGCAUCCGACCGCGUGCGCAGCAUCGCCAGGGACGCGGCCGUGGCCCGCAAGACCUCCGAGGUGGUGCCGCGACCCGCGUGACUAGGCGUGGACCUGCCCCUGGCGCCCGUCAGCCAGCAGAGCCCGUCCACGCCCAACACGGAGCUCACCCAGGUCACCGCCCUCUAGGUGGACGCCCGCCCGGGCCUGUGCUCCAGGAGCCUCUGCUGGGCCUUCUCUUUGGCCUGGGCAUGCUGGCCCCAGAGGAUCUCGGCAGAGAACUGGGAACUGAGCGACCCCAUGGGGCAGGCGACACGUUGGGGCUGCAACUGCGGCCUCGGUUAGACGGCGCGGUUCUCCUGGCCUGGAGUGUCCGCCACGCCGGAGAAUGUGCUGCUGGAACCCACUCCAUCCUCCCCUUUCCUCCAGGGAGGCAUGCCCCUCUUCCCCGCCGACUCUUGAACUGGAUGUUCAGGCCUCACGGCGGCUCCCUCUGGAGACAGCCUGGGCCGCCCUGCGCCCCUGCGGGCUGAGGGCCGUUUGCAGGGCCAGGGCUCUGAGUCCUCGCGGUCGUGUCUCUGCGAGAGGGAGCACCCUGAGCGGGGGUCCCACGUCCUCCCAGCUCUCUCCCUCUCAUAGUAAACAGUGCCAAAUUGGAAGACCGCUUCACCUGCAGAGCUGCGCCAGGGGUGGGGCUUGGCAGGACCUGCUGAGCCAGGUUGCAAGGAACUGCUGGGCUGCAGAGACGUGGGGGUGGGGGUCUGCACCCCCAGGGUUCGCUGUCCUGGUUGCCUGGAGAAUCACCCUCUGUGCCUGCAGUCGGACGCCGUAGGCUGAGGACUUUGCUUUUCCUGCAGGUGAACUGGUGAAACGACUGAGGCGGGAGCAGGCACCUGUUCUCCCGCCUCCACCUGUGAGGCCUGGGGCUGGCUCCUUGUGCCUGGAGGGGAGCCUGUUCCUGGGGGCACGGGGGUCUUCCGUGCUGCUGGGGAGGCUGCUGGGGAGGCUGCCAUGGCUACGGGUUUCUUGCCUAGAGGGGAGAGCUUUGUGAACUGUGAAUUUCUGCAUCUUUGUCUAUCUGUGCAUGCGAUGAACUUGAUUUCUUAUGCUUGAAACCAGCCCUGCACUCUUCCCUGGCUGAAUUUUCUGGAUUGGCGCAGGGGUGGGGGUGGCUGUGGAUGAGUCCUGCUGCCUGCUCUGUGCCCCAGACUCCAGGCCGGCUCAGUCCUGGCUAGAGGGGCUUGGGGAGGUGUGAAUUGUCUGUCCCUAAACAGCCAGCUGUCACAGCUCCCUUGCCUUCCGGGUCAGGGGCUGCUCCUUCCCUCUGGGCAGCUUUUCUUCUCCCAUUUCACUCAGUGGAAACCUUGAGCCGCCCCAAGGAAGGCUUUGGUGAGAGGUUCUUGGUUACAGGAUGGCCUGCUCUGGGGCCUAUUUGGACUCCUCCUGGCUCUCUCCAGGAUCACAAGGCUGGGGAGGCCCUGGGCGAGGAACUGAGCUAUCCUGCCAGCGGCUGGGUGAGGCUGCCGUCCGCGAAGCGGCUCCUCCAGCUCCAGUCGAGCCUGCAGAUUGACGUGCUUGGCCGACACCCUGACUGAAGUUGUGUGGGACACCUCGUCAGAACCACCUGGCCAAGCUGCCCCCCGAUUC
This is a messenger RNA of Choloepus didactylus (southern two-toed sloth), 2871 nucleotides long. It is a transcript of the gene OPRL1, whose product is annotated as opioid related nociceptin receptor 1. NCBI's taxonomy places the organism in Eukaryota, Metazoa, Chordata, Mammalia, Pilosa, Megalonychidae. The transcript is spliced from 4 exons. Gene Ontology annotation, cellular component: membrane; neuron projection. Gene Ontology annotation, biological process: neuropeptide signaling pathway; sensory perception of pain. The record is from RefSeq and is a predicted model, not a curated record. The coding region runs from base 214 to 1326 and encodes 370 amino acids. Gene Ontology annotation, molecular function: neuropeptide binding; nociceptin receptor activity.